CUGCAGCAUGCGCUCGGACAGGGACACCGGCUGACACAUGAGCGCUCCCUCCAUCACUGCUCUGCUCCACCCUGCGCCUUUGCGGACUCUGGGACGAGACACGGAUUGUAUGAGGUGCUUUUGGUGGCCUCCCUCUGUGAACUUGGCACUUGGUACUCUGAAACCACCUCUGAAGCCCACUGGGAGGUCUGCCGCAGCCUUUGAAAGCCUCAGGUGCAAAGUUGGUCAGCGGCAGGCUGAGAGAGAUGAAGACGUGCGUCGUGUUCCUGGCAGCUCUGCUGCUCCCGACCAUCCACGCAGUAUGCCCAGAUAAGGAGCCAGGACUGCAACCAUGGAUGCCAGGACACAGUGAAGACCACCGUGUGACGAUCAGUAAUAACCGCACGGUCCUUCUCACAACUUCAGCUACUGUCCACUCUAUUGAGAUUCUCAGCGGAGGAAAGCUGGUGAUUGCUGACACCAACCGGCCUAUACUGCUUCGGACAAAACACAUUCUGAUUGGGAACAAGGGGGAGCUGCACAUUGGAAGCCCAGACUGUCCUUAUAAAGGCAACCUCACCAUCUUGCUAUUUGGAAGACUGGAUGACAGCGAUGAGGAGCACAGCUACUUCGGGAGAAAGUACAUUGGCGUGGGGAGUGGGGGGACACUGGAGAUUCACGGAGAAAGGAAGCUGUCCUGGACAUUCCUCAACAAGACCCUCCAUCCCAGAGAGAGCAGUCAAAACAGCUAUCUGUUCCAAAGAAGCUGGGGGAAUCGAGGCAUCAUAGUCCACGUAAUCGACCCCAAGACAGGGGAGGUGCUGCAUGAUGACAGGUUUGACACGUACCGCAGCAAAAACGAGAGUUAUCGCCUUGCAAAAUAUGUCGAUGGCAUCAAGCCUGGGCUCAUACUGGCGAUGAUGGUCAAUGACGAGGGCUCCAACAACUUGGAGGACUCCGCUAAGAAGAGUAUAUCCAGGCUUGGCAGCAAACACAUCGGGAGUCUCGGCUUUCGGCAUCCCUGGACCUUUAUAGUGACAAAAGGUGAUGUGUCUUCUGUUGUGGAGGACACUGCUGUCUAUCAAGGGACUAAGGCGUCUUCAGAGGCCCGGAGCGCUCAAGUUUUUCAGUCAAGUUUUGGGGAGCAUUUCACCGUCACCGCCAGCAGCCAGUGGGUCCAAGAGGCAGAAUGGUCAAACUGGUUUGACAGGGAUAAUGAAAGGGGAUCUGGAGACUGGGAGAAAUUGUCUGAUCUGCAUAAGGCCUAUCCAGACUGCCUAUGUAGCAGCCCGCUGGACAUUCAGGCUGAAACCCAUGACGGCAUUCCAUCCAACCAGACGGGAGAUGUGAUCCACAAGAAACACAAGGACUAUGGCUUUGUCUGUCUCAACAAAGACCAGACUCAUGGCCUGUGUCACAACUACAGGGUCCGCUUCCUCUGUGGAAAACUAGGUAAAGCCAAGUUUAUCCACAUGGGAGAGGAGGUGGAUGGGGUAGACAUGAGGGCCGAGGUCGGCCUGCUGAGUCGUAAUAUCCUGCUUCGUGGUGAGAUGGAGCCCAGCUGCUAUGGCAAUGAGGCCUGCAAGUUCUUCAACUUUGACACUUUCGGAGGACAUUUGAAGGUGGAGCAUGGUUUUAGGGCAGUCCACAUAUCUGGGAUGGAGCUGCAGCACAUGGGCCAGCAGACCAUGGGACACUAUCCUAUCCAUUUUCACAUGAAUGGAGAUGUGGAUGAGAGGGGAAAAUAUGACCCUCCAACGUCUGUCAGCGAUUUAUCCAUUCACCACUCUUUCUCCCGCUGCGUCACUAUCCACGGCUCCAAUGGACUGAUGGUAAAGGAUGUGGUGGGAUAUGACACACUAGGCCACUGUUUCUUCACGGAGGAUGGUCCAGAAGAAAGGAAUACAUUUGAGCACUGUUUGGGUCUGAUGGUUCGAGCAGGGACCCUGCUGCCUUCAGACAGAGAUAGCAAAAUGUGUCGUGACAUCACUGAUGGAGCAUAUCCAGGAUAUGUGCCCAAUCCACGUCAAGAUUGCAGUGCAACUUCCACGUUCUGGAUUGCCAACCCUAAUAACAACCUCAUCAACUGUGCGGCUGCAGGCUCGGAGGAAACAGGCUUCUGGUUCCUUUUCCACCAUUUGGCGACAGGCCCCUCAAAUGGGUCAUACUCCCCUGGAUAUACAGAGCACACACCUAUGGGCCAGUUUACCAACAACAGAGCCCAUUCCAACUUCAGGGCUGGAAUGAUCCUUGAUAAUGGAGUUAAGACGACCCAGGCAGACAACAAGGACAAGAGACCCUUCCUGUCUCUGAUAGGAGCCAGGUAUGGCCCCCAUCAGGAUUCUGACCCGUUCAAACCUAGAGUCCCAGCUCUCAUCCAUCACUUCACUGCCUAUAAGAACCAGUACCAUGGAGCUUGGCUGAGAGGAGGGGAUGUGUGGUUAGAUGACUGCCAAUUUGCUGAUAAUGGCAUUGGCCUCACUUUAGCAAGUGGAGGCACAUUUCCAGAAGAUGACGGCUCUCAUCAGCAGGUGAAGAAUUCACUUUUUGUGGGUGAAAGUGACAAUCGUGGUAUGCCUUUCCCAGACAAGAGGAUUUGGGGCCCUGGGGGUCCUGACCUUACUGACAGGACCCUGCCACGUGGCAUUGAUUUUCCAAUCCGAGGCAUGCAGAUCUACGAUGGGCCGAUCAAUGUACAGAACUGUACAUUUAGGAAAUACACGGCACUAAACGGAAGGCACACCAGCGCCUUUGGCUUCAGGCUCAACAACUCGUGGCAGAGCUGCCCCAACAAUAAUGUCACCAACAUCACCUUUGACCAUGUACCUAUUACAUCUCGGGUAUUUUUUGGGGAGCCGGGUCCCUGGUUCAGUAAAAUGCAGAUGGACGGGGACAAGACGACCAUCUUCCAUGAUAUUGAUGGAUCGGUCAGUGAGUAUCCCGGAGCUUUCCUGGUUAAAGAAGACAACUGGCUGCUUCGUCACCCUGACUGCAUUGAUGUGCCUGACUGGAAGGGUGCUAUCUGCAGUGGGCACUAUGCACAGAUCUAUGUUCAAACACGAAACCCUGCCAGCCUUAACAUGCAGAUAGUGAGGGAUGAAUACCCUGAUCGACCCCUAACACUUGAAGGCGCCCUGGACAAGCGGAAAGCUUACCAGCAGUUCCAGCCAGUGGUCACCCUGGCCAAAGGCUACACCAUCCACUGGGACCAGGCGGCACCUGCUGAGGUCACCAUCUGGCUCAUCAACUUCAACAAGAAUGACUGGAUCAAUGUGGGCCUCUGCUAUCCACAAGGCACCACCUUCACAAUCCUGUCAGACAUCCACAAUCGGCUGACCAAACCAACCCGCAAGACUGGCGUCUUCGUGAGGACGACUCACAAGGAGAAGAUCAACCACUCGCACUUGGCCAGAGGAUAUUUCUACUGGGAAGAAGACACUGGCCUCCUCUUCCUGAAGGUGAAAGCCCACAAUCACAGAGAGACGUUUGCCUUCUGCUCUGUGAAGGGUUGUGAGAGGGUGAAGAUCACAGCUAUCGUACCAAAAGGCAGUCCACCCAGCAACUGCUUGGCUAAGGCGUACCCCAAACAUGCUGAGCUGCCCAUUGUCGAUGUUCCAAUGCCCAGAAAAAUUCCCACUGCCGGGCUGCACUCCUCAGAGCACUUCCUGGAGAUCAAACUGGAGUCCUACAACACCCGCCACUUCCACAUCAAGAAGGACGUUGCCUUUACUGAGGUAAAUGGCAAGACGUUGCACCAACCUGAAGAUGGAGUGCACCUGACAGUAAUUGAUGGCCAUGAUGGGAAGGUGGUGGACACGAAAGGCUUCAGGAAUUCCAUCCUCCAGGGAAUUCCUGCAGAGAUAGACAACUACAUCAGUGGACUGAGAGACAAGUAA
Pundamilia nyererei is the source of this 3875-nucleotide messenger RNA. It is a transcript of the gene cemip, whose product is annotated as cell migration inducing hyaluronidase 1. Lineage: Eukaryota; Metazoa; Chordata; Actinopteri; Cichliformes; Cichlidae. The transcript has 26 exons. The coding region runs from base 246 to 3875 and encodes 1209 amino acids. The record is from RefSeq and is a predicted model, not a curated record.